This is a messenger RNA of Chelonoidis abingdonii (Abingdon island giant tortoise), 1392 nucleotides long. RefSeq names its product cAMP-dependent protein kinase inhibitor gamma (gene PKIG). The record is from RefSeq and is a predicted model, not a curated record. Gene Ontology annotation, biological process: negative regulation of protein kinase activity. Gene Ontology annotation, molecular function: cAMP-dependent protein kinase inhibitor activity. NCBI's taxonomy places the organism in Eukaryota, Metazoa, Chordata, Testudines, Testudinidae.
CCAAACCCUUGAAGUGCAACUUCAUUUAGCAUCUAUUAGUACAAGGAAACUGUAAGUCUGAAACUGACUGUGAUAAGCUGGCCAGCUUGGCUGCUUGCCAUACCAGGCAGGUAUGCCGGGGGGGGCGUUAACUGAGCCUGGAUUUGUUCGUUAACGGCUUGAUUUCUUAACUUGGAGAGCAGCGGGAGCUGUGUUCCAAACAUUUGCUCUGAUGUGUACACAGCUGAACAUCUGAACACAUGGAUAGUAGGAAGAUCAACUAAAUAAGGGAUUCCUAUGCAUUUGGAAAUGCAAGCGAAGUAAUGGAGAUUGAGCCCUCAUACACUGACUUUAUUUCCUGUGAUCGCACUGGGCGGAGGAACGCUAUCCACGACAUCCAAGGAGACGCAACCUCCAUCAGCAUGCGGAAGCUGGCAGGUGACAUAGGCGAGCUCUCCAUUGAAGGAGCAGGUGAGUGUGCAAGGAAACCAAGCUGCUGCUGCUGCUGCUGAGAAGGAACCUGAAGCGAGACUUGAGGGGCAAGAUGGCAUCCCCCCAUCUUGAGCACCACAGGAGUGGGGGGGACAGGGGAAGGAGGAAAGAACUGUAAACACUAAAUGAGAAUGUUCCAUCAAAUUUGCUGACAACUGAGAGCCAAACCAGAACAACGAAUUCUCCCUUUUAAAUGCCUUUGCUGUGACCAUUCUGUUCAGAUACCUGUCGGAAGCUCAUCAGUGAGUGGUACAUCCACGAACUCUGCUCCCAUCUAGAACAGCUUAGAAGAACACUGCACUGGUGGUAGUCAUAUGACCCACUCUCAGAGUGCCUCAGUAGCAAUUUUCCUCUAUAGGAAAUUUAAAAUAUACACUUCAGCCUUUACUGGAUAAGGUACAUUUUUUACUCUGUACAUUUAGACUAUUUAUUUAUUUCCUGUUCCCAUAGAUUAGAGAUUUUGGUGCUUCACUUAUUUCACCUUCCUUCUGUAUCGAGCUUAGAGGAUAUUUAGCGCUGCCAACACAGACACCUGGAGUUAUGGGGAUCAGCUGGGGAGGGGUGAUGGCAGUUCCUGCUACACUAAUAUUGAACACUAUUAACCUGUGCUGCUGCUUUCUGGGAAUCAGAAAAGGACCAAAGCUCACAGGUGCAUGGACAAACUCUAUCUGCAGGCUCAGCAGCACCACACAUGGCACCAUUUGGCAUUGUAGGGUUUUAAGAUACUGUUAGAAGAAGGGCAGAAGAGGCUUUCUGUGUGUUUUGACAGUUGACAAAAUUCAGACUAAGCUCUUCCAGCUUCCAUACAGCUCCAAGGUAUUUAUUUCUGGGAAACUUUCACACACUCUCUCUUCGGAGACAUUUUUCAUGGUAAAAAUUGUUUGAUAAACUAUAAGCUUCUUGUAAUAAAGAACACACAAC